UGGGCCUCAGGUGGGCGUCAGAUCCCCGAAGGGGUGGGAGGGCAGGAAGUGGCGCCAGCUAGGGGCCUGGCGGCAGGCAGGAAGUGCCGGGAGGGAGGAAGCCUGCGGCCCCAGGCACCAGAUGCGGCAGGCGGCUGUUAGCAGGAGAAAGCGGGCACGGCAGGCCAGGCGUUGGGCCGGGCAGUGCGGGGACAUGUGGACCUCCACCACUCCCUGCAGCCCCUGAGUCGCAUGGCCUCCUUGGGCCCCAGGACACCUGACCCCAGCCCGACCCUCGGCAGCAGGAGAGUGAUGUGUUGGGUUAGCACCAUCAGCUUCAUGGCGGCAGAGGAGACUUACUGGCCCGUGCCCAUGAAGGCCAUCGGUGCCCAGAACCUGCUAACCAUGCCCGGGGGUGUGGCCAAGGCUGGCUACCUGCACAAGAAGGGGGGCACCCAGCUGCAGCUGCUCAGAUGGCCCCUGCGCUUUGUCAUCAUCCACAAGCGGUGCAUCUACUACUUCAAGAGCAGCACGUCUGCCUCCCCGCAGGGCGCCUUCUCACUGAGCGGCUAUAACCGGGUGAUGCGGGCAGUUGAGGAGACCACGUCCAACAACGUCUUCCCCUUUAAGAUCAUCCACAUCAGCAAGAAGCACCGCACCUGGUUCUUCUCAGCCUCCUCUGAGGAUGAACGCAAGAGCUGGAUGGCCCUGCUGCGCAGGGAGAUCGGCUACUUCCACGAGAAGAAGGAGCUGCCCCUGGACACCAGUGACUCCAGCUCGGAUGCAGACAGCUUCUACGGCGCCGUGGAGCGGCCCGUGGACAUCAGCCUCUCUGCAUACCCCAUGGACAACGAAGACUACGAGCAUGAUGAUGAGGACGACUCAUAUCUGGAGCCCGACUCCCCUGAACCCGGGAAGUUUGAGGAUGCCCUGAUCCACCCGCCCGCCUACCCGCCGCCCCCCGUGCCCACGCCCAAGAAGCCGGUCUUCUCCGAGGUGUCCCGCGCCCACUCCUUCACCUCCAAGGGCCUGGGACCGCUGCUGCCUCCCCCACCCCCUAAGCGUGGCCUCCCAGAUGCAGGCCUGACCCCUGAGGACGCCAAGAGGGACCCGCUGGUGAGGCAGGUUGGGCCCGGCCUCAAGGUGCCCGCCGCCUCCCGAAGGUUGAGCGACCCCCCGCCGGGUAGCCUGCCCACUGUACCCAGCCUCCGGCAGCCCCCUUGCUUCCGGGAGAGCCCCUGCCCCAGUCCGAAGCCCCGGAUCCCCGCCCAUGGGACCAGCGCCAUCUCUGCUGCCACAGCCGCCACUGCCACCAGGAACUGUGACAAGCUCAAGUUCUUCCACCUGUCCUCCCGGGGGCCACCCCCACCCGAACCCCCGCCCGUGCCGGCCAGCAAGCCCAAGUUUCUGAGGAUGGCUGAGGUGGCCACCCCGAGGGAAGUGGCCAAGCCUGGACUCUUUGUACCCCCCGUGGCCCCCAAACCUCCUGCCCUGAAGCUGCCGGCGCCCGAGGCCCCAGCCCAGCCUGAGAUUUUGCCCAGGCCAGAGAAGCUGCCAUUGCCCCACCUCCAGCGAUCGCCCCCCGAUGGACAGAGUUUCAGGAGCUUCUCCUUUGAAAAGCCCUGGCAGCCCUCGCAGGUGGACACCAGCAGGGAGGACUCGGAUGAGGGCUAUGAGAAGGUGCCGCUCCCCAACUCGGUCUUCAUCAACACAACAGAGUCCUUCGAAGUGGAAAGGUUGUUCAAAGCCACAAGCCCCAAGGGAGAGCCGCAGGACGGUCUCUACUGCAUCCGAAACUCCUCCACCAAGUCAGGGAAGGUACUGGUGGUGUGGGACGAAACCUCCAACAAAGUGCGGAACUACCGCAUCUUUGAGAAGGAGUGUAAGUUCUACCUGGAGAGCGAGGCCCUGUUCAUGAGCGUGGGCAGCCUGGUGGAGCACUACCACGCGCACGUGCUGCCCAGCCACCAGAGCCUGCUGCUGCGGCGUCCCUACGGCUGCGCCGAGCCCAGGUGA
Molecule: messenger RNA, 1995 nt
Organism: Trichechus manatus latirostris (Florida manatee)
Lineage: Eukaryota; Metazoa; Chordata; Mammalia; Sirenia; Trichechidae
Gene: SH3BP2
Product: SH3 domain binding protein 2
Exons: 13
Coding region: 232-1995 (587 amino acids)
Biological process (GO): signal transduction
Molecular function (GO): SH3 domain binding
Source: RefSeq, a predicted model, not a curated record